Messenger RNA from Durusdinium trenchii, 597 nucleotides. NCBI's taxonomy places the organism in Eukaryota, Dinophyceae, Suessiales, Symbiodiniaceae. The record is from the annotation of a GenBank genome assembly.
AUGGCGGCGGUGGCGAUUGCCACACUGUUGGAGCUGCUCUCGUGCUGCUGCUGCAAUCAGGUGAUGAAGCAAGAGGAAGUGAGAGAUGGGCCAGAAAGGGAAUUGAGAUUGAGUACCUCUGACGAGCCACAGGAGGGCAGCACCACCAGGGGUAAAGUUGUCUUCUUUGUGUCGACCCUUCUGCCUUUCUUCGUGGAUGUAGUGUCAGAUGUGAAUGGGGUCAUUCAGUACAUCCUCACCGGCAACUUCUUCUUUGCUUUGGCAUCAGUUGGCAUUUUCUUGAUGUCCCUUCGGCAGCAGAUCAGGCGUGGAGCUGCCAAAGGAUUCCUGACCGCUUCCAUGGAAUCGAUGCAUCGAGGCGAGGCCACGGACGACUUGGAGCUUCUGAUGCUUUCGGAGUUGUCUGUAGAGGCACCAUUGCAGCUCUUGCUUCAACUUUAUGCGUUCCCUUUUCUCAAGUCCAGUGAGUUCGCAGUGAUCUCUUUCCUGCUCUCCAUUUUCUUGAGCCUCACCUCGGUCGCUGGUGCGGCCUACACACUUGUAGAACUGGAUUUAAUCUCGACGAUUUUGGUGAGAGAAUACCAGGCUUUGUCCUGA